AUGGCAGCCUCCGAGACGGUUAGGCUACGGCUUCAAUUUGAUUACCCGCCGCCAGCCACCCCGGACUGCACUGUCUUCUGGCUUCUUGUCGACUUGAGUAGAUGCCGAGUCGUCACAGAUCUCAUUAGUCUUGUCCGCCAGCGCUUUGGCUUCAGUUCAGGAGCCUUCCUAGGCCUGUACCUGGAAGGGGGGCUCCUACCCCCUGCAGAGUCGUCCAGUAUCUAACUACAUCUGAGGAUAUCCUUCUGAAUUACUCACUCUAGCUGUCUUUCUUAUUCUUUUGACAGAGUUAAAUUAGAAGAGAGUGGAGUUACUGAGAGUUCUGUAGUGGCCAGUAAUGGUGACAAUACUCACAUAUUACCUAGAAAAGCAAAGAAGCGGGCAGUAAAGUUGAAGGAGGAUGAAGAAGAUGAGCUAGGUUACAAAUAUUCAAGGAAGCAUUGGAAGAAACAAGUGAACAGUAACGAUAAUGAGAAGGACCUGGACCUGGAACCAAAAGCUAUUAUAGAUCAGAAUGUGAGGAAAAAAAACAAGAGGAAAAACAAAGCCGCCUGUGGAUCAGUGGGUGAUGAUGAAGAGGAGACCAGAAGAAAAUCACCAAAGAAAAAGGAGAAAGGUGAAUGUAAAAGACAGAUAAAGAGUCCCAAGCCUCCGAAAGUACAGGCCAUGAAACAGUGGACCGUCCAGAGCCGCAGUGCUCCGGAAGGUUUGCCUGUUAGAAACAGCCUUGUUAGAGCCAAGCAGAAAGCUGGGCUGGGCGUCUGUGCAAAAACUAGCCCCAGUUCCUCCUCAGAGUCUGACUCUUCUCACGAAUCAACCAGCGAUGGUGUCGACAAUGGUGUUUUGGAGGUCAGAAAGUCCUCAGAGAAAAUAUCAACUGGCUUAUCAAAGGAAGGACCCUCUGUGAAAAACACAACUACAAACAAACCAGUUACAAAAACUAACUUCAGCCUCACUCCUGGCAAGGGCAAGGGCAAGGCAACCCAAACAUCAUCUUCCAGCUCAGACUCCAGUUCGGAGUCAGAUGACCAGAACACGAGGUCACAGAGACCCCAGGACUGUGCUGUAGGUUUCUUAAAGACAGUGGGCCUCUUAGCAGGAAGAGGUUGUCCAGGGCCAGUGUCAACGGCACAGACGCCAAGUGCUACUGGAUGGAAGCAUUCUGAUUCAAAUGGUGGCAGACAGGCCCCUGGCCCUCCUCCCAGCUUGUCUCUCCCCGCCAGUUUGGGAAGGGGAUUGGGAAGAGGAGAGGAUCUUCUUUCUUGGAAAGGAGCUAGGGGUCGGGGGAUGCGAGGGAGAGGUCGGGGACGAGGGCAAACCAUUCCCUGUAUUUUAAAUAGAAACAAUGAAUAUCAGAAGCAGCAGCAAUUAAAUGAAAUUAUAACCAAUUCAUCUACUAUUAUCCAGAAUCCAGUAGAGAUACUCAAGAAAGACUACAGUAUGUUACCACUGUUAGCAGCUGCCCCUCAAGUUGGAGAAAAGAUUGCAUUUAAGGAAGGAAAAAUAUUAAGCCACAAUCCAGAGACCCAGCAAGUUGAUAUAGAAAUCCUUUCAUCCUUACCUGCCAUGAAAGAACCUGGAAAAUUUGAUUUGGUUUAUCACAACGAAAAUGGAACUGAGGUGGUGGAGUAUGCUGUGACGCAGGAGAAGAAGAUCACUGUUUUUUGGAGAGACUUGAUUGAUCCAAGACUGAUUGUUGAGUCUGCAAGUAACAACACAUCAAGCACAGAACUUUGCUGA
Messenger RNA from Orycteropus afer afer, 1740 nucleotides. The record is from RefSeq and is a predicted model, not a curated record. NCBI's taxonomy places the organism in Eukaryota, Metazoa, Chordata, Mammalia, Tubulidentata, Orycteropodidae.